Molecule: messenger RNA, 2621 nt
Organism: Rubroshorea leprosula
Lineage: Eukaryota; Viridiplantae; Streptophyta; Magnoliopsida; Malvales; Dipterocarpaceae
Source: the annotation of a GenBank genome assembly
UUUCCUCUUCCUCCGUUUCAUCUCAACGAAGAAAAUCUAAAAUCCAUGAUCAAAAUCGAAACCCAUGUUUAUUUUGUAUGCGUUUUGAUCGUUAUGUUGUCUUUUCUGGGUUUUGAAUAGGGAUCGUAUCUGGGUUUUAGGUUUUUGAUAUUGGGUUGUGUUUGUUUCUGUGUAUUAAUUGUGUCUGUGUAUUGUUUGGGGUAACGUGUAUCGAAUCCGUUUUCGGCUGAAGAUGGCUGAGAGAGAGGACAUGAAAGACAAUGGGGAGCUUGAGAUGCUGUUGAAUCAGAUCUCUCAAACUCGAGGGUCGUAUCUGAAUCUUCAUCACCGUCAAAAGUUCGUUGUGGGUAGUGAUUCACCAAGUAGCAGGGUUUCUCUGCAAUCACCCUACUCUGCUUCAAGCUCUAUCUCUAAUGGGUUUUCCUCUUCUGAUGAUGGUUCGUCAUUUCCAACCAUGUUUAACGAGGCUAAGUAUGAAGCACCAUGUCACGCUAAUGGAUGCCGGUUGGAUUAUAAACCGCCUGAUUCUUAUUGUAAUAAGAGUGUCAAUGGGAAACUGGCAUCUGAUUAUUUCUUGGAGAAGAAACUGAACGGAAUGAGUAUUACAGAUAAACAAAGAGAUUUUAGCACUCUACUGAGGGGAUUUGAGACCGACCAACACGGCUUUGCGUUUAAUUUUGGUGAUGGGUCUAGGGAUGGCAAUGUACCCUAUAAUGUUGAGAAGUAUGGUUAUGGUUCGUAUGAUGAUUUAAACUAUGGUGAUGAUUUUGGUUGUGAAGGUUUCCAAUCCUAUCCUCACAGGUAUUCUAAAAGUUUGGUUGAUGAUACCAGGUCCAUAAUUGGUGUUGUGCAAGAUGAUCUGUUGUACCCUUAUACUGCUUGUGAUCAGUACAAAGGUUUGUGUUCUGAUGAUUCUUUUUGUUACAGUAACCAGAGAAAUUAUUCAUUGGAGCAGGGAAUGGAAAAUGGAAUUAAUUGGGAUAAUGGGGGAAUUCAAUCAGAGAACACUUCUAGUACUAGGCAUUACCUUGAUUGUGCUCAAGGCACACAGCAUUUUGGAGUGAAUUAUAGGUACAGCAGAGUGGUCGAAGAUACAUCCAGUUCUCUUAGGCUUCCCAAGCUGGCUUCAAAUGUAGACAAGCUACUACCUAUUCAAUCAUUUUUGAGGGACAAGACUACAACAAUGCCAAACCAUAGGGUUCCCAAGUCUCUUAUUUCCAUGGAAAGUGCAAUGGAUUUAGAAACUUGCACUUUUGAGGAUAGUUUUAUUAUACAAGGAAAAAGUUUGGAGAGAAGUUCCUUACAAGAGAUUGAAUUUCCAAACCUGCAAGGGAAAAGCUAUAAGCUAAAUUCUUGUAUCUACAAUGAAGGAAUCAAUGAAACUGGUCAGGGUCUAGGUAGCUACAGUAGUAUGAAACUGAUAUCAGGUCAUCAUUCCUUAGCUGAGUUCCAAGGAUGUAUGUAUUCCUUGGCCAAGGAUCAAAAAGGCUGUCGGUUCUUGCAGAGGAUGUUCAAGGAAGGAAUAACCAGUCUAAAUUUGCAAAUAGUAUUCAAUGGGAUCAUUGAUCAUGCUGUUGAACUUAUGCUGGAUCCAUUUGGCAAUUACCUGAUGCAGAAAUUGUUGGAAGUGUGUAGCGAAGAACAAAGAAUGCAAAUUGUGGUCAUGGUGACCAAAGAACCUGGUCAGCUUGUCAGGAUUUCCUUAAACACAUAUGGUACGCGAGUGAUACAGAAGUUGAUAGAGACUCUCAAGUGUAGGCAAGAGAUUUCACUGGUCAAGUCAGGCCUUAAAUCUGGUAUUCUUGAUCUUAUCAAGGAUCUCAAUGGAAUUCAUGUGCUACAGCGUUGCUUGCAAUGCCUUAGCAAGGAAGAUAAUGAGUUCAUUUUUGAUGCUGCUGCAAAAUUUUGUGUUGAUAUUGCAACUCAUCGGCAUGGAUGUUGUGUGUUGAACCGAUGCAUUGAUUAUUCAACUGGGCAACAUCGAGAUAAGCUGAUCAAUCAAAUAUUGAGAAAUGGGCUUCUUCUUGCUCAAGAUCCUUUUGGAAACUAUGUUGUUCAGCACAUUAUGGACCUACAAAUCUCUGCUGCAUGUCUCAACUUGCUUUGCCAGUUUAAGGGGCAUUACGUGCAAUUUUCAAUGCAGAAAUUUAGCAGUCAUGUUGUUGAGAAAUGCCUCAAGAUUUUGCCAGUCAGUCGAUCACAAAUCAUCACUGAGUUGCUCUUAGUACCUAACUUUGAACAAUUGCUUCAAGAUCCAUUUGCCAACUAUGUCAUUCAGUCUGCUCUAGUAGUUGCCAAGGGUACGCUUCGUGCUUCUCUGAUUGAAGCAAUCCGACCACAUACUACCUUGCAGACAAGCCCUUAUGCCAAGAGGAUUUUCACACGGAAAGUGUUGAAAUGAUGUUGUCUAUACCACUAGUGUUGUUCAGUACCAAUUAGUGGUCUUAUCUAUGUUGCUUUCACUAGAAAUAGAAAGUAAACGAGUCUGAUUCUGCUCAACUUCAGCCCCAGUUGAUGCCGAAGGAUGUAAAGGAACUUUUAGCCUGGUGUUGUCUUGUUACAACUUUUGUUGUCUAAAUUUAUCAUGUCUGGUUCGAGGUAAAUGAAAAUAAUCUUUUCCA